AGCGGCCUCAUCCCUUGUCUCCCCUUAUCUUAUCUCCCCCUCCCUCUUGCUCCGCUUCACUCUCCCGACCUCAACCAAAAAAAAAAAACAAAAAAAAAAGAAAGAAAAGAAAUGGCGGCAACUCUCUCCUCAGCUAUAUAUCUCAUCUCCUCCCCUCCCUCUUCUUCCUCCCAAACCCUAAAAUUUCCUUCCAGAUCCCUCUCCUUCGCCUCCCACCGCCGCCCAACAUCCACCGCCAUCCCUCUGGCCUCCACUGCCACCGCCUCCGCCGAUCCCAAGAUCGAGGACCUAGGCACCCAACUCCACCCUCACCUCUGAAGAAAGCACCUCCACCUCGUCGACUACGCUCGCAAGGACCGCCUCGGCGUCUCCGCCGGCCCGCAUUCUGCGCCCCGCCGCCGCGCCGCUCCCGCAGCUUAUACCGAACGCGCAGGCGCUGUCCGCGUCGGGAGAAAUAAGACGGAGUUCGAUGUGGUUAUUGGAGAGGUCCCGAGCAAUGCUAGGAUUGCCACGAUUAAGGUGGUUAGGGCAUUAACGAACCUGGCGCUGAAGGAGGCCAAGGAUUUGAUCGAGGGGCUGCCGAAGAAAUUCAGGGAGGGGAUUUCAAAGGAGGAGGCCGAGGACGCUAAGAAGCAGCUGGAGGGGGUUGGGGCCAAGAUAUCCAUUGUCUGAGGAGAGGCUUUGAUGGCUAGGUUUGUCAAAGGUGUACGAUCAGAUUUGUUAGUAGCAGAUAGAGACCACCAAUGAACUCCCAGAUGGGUGAUGAUGGAAGAUGAUCGCCGUACGGCCUCCUUUUCCCCCCUUUUUCGUUGUCAAAUGUGUCUGUAUUAAUUCUGAAACUGAGGAAUUUUUGCUCCUUUCAUCACGCUUCUGGUACUAAUGUAUCCAUAUGUUCUCUUAACUUCCUUUUCAAACAUCUUUUCUAUAUCACCAUUCUGCAACGAGGGAUACAAAAGUUACUGAUAUUAGCGUA
Asparagus officinalis (garden asparagus) is the source of this 973-nucleotide messenger RNA. Its product is annotated as 50S ribosomal protein L12, chloroplastic-like. Gene Ontology annotation, molecular function: structural constituent of ribosome. NCBI's taxonomy places the organism in Eukaryota, Viridiplantae, Streptophyta, Magnoliopsida, Asparagales, Asparagaceae. The record is from RefSeq and is a predicted model, not a curated record. Gene Ontology annotation, biological process: translation. Gene Ontology annotation, cellular component: ribosome.